Messenger RNA from Drosophila pseudoobscura, 1048 nucleotides. RefSeq lists its product as uncharacterized. NCBI's taxonomy places the organism in Eukaryota, Metazoa, Arthropoda, Insecta, Diptera, Drosophilidae. The record is from RefSeq and is a predicted model, not a curated record. Gene Ontology annotation, cellular component: plasma membrane. The transcript has 4 exons. The coding region runs from base 242 to 730 and encodes 162 amino acids. Gene Ontology annotation, biological process: septate junction assembly.
UUCGACUCUACUUUUCUGGCGCAAACCGAGUUUUGACGUUGACGCUGGCGGUCGAUUUGCUGAGUGUUCGAAAACUACAUUUCCGAUUGAACCAUACAUUUUUGAUUGGGCGCGUUUUGAAAAUAGUUUAAUCUGUGUGUGUUUCUGUGUAAUUAGAGUGAGAAAUAACCCAAAGCUAACCAGAGUUCUGCACCUCUCGCAAGCGCAACGAUAUUUUGAAAAAUAAAUCUCACGCGUGGAAAUGUCGCCGGCGGAUGAUAACUCCUUUGCCACCACGAGUGGCAACAAAAAGGCCACCUACACUCUCAUAUGCAUCAAAGUGGUGGAGCUGUGCCUGUUAAUAUGCUGCCUUGGUCUGAUCGACGAGCCGGCCACCAACUCCCACCUGCGAGUGUUCAUCACGCCCCGAGUGAUUGCCCUCUGCUAUGUGACCUUUGGAGCCCUGACCAUCUACACGGCGAUCUACCUGAUCAUGGCUCUGGUCGGUGAUCUGACACCCUGGCGCACGGCAACGUUGUGGUCUCUGGUGGCAUUCUGUCUGUAUGUGGCCGUGACGGCUCUGCUCUUCCGGGACUGGUCGACCACCAAGGAUCGCAACUACUGGCACCCGAACAUGCAUCGUCUGGACCUGGUGAUGGCCUCCGCCUCCAUUGCUCUGGUCACUUCCCUGGUCUAUCUACUCGACAUACUGCUCACCAUCCGCUUCGGCGUCCAUGGCGAUCUGGAAUGACAGGGACAGAGACAGCGACGCCUUGCGUGGACUGUUAUAUUUAGAGCUCCAUCAUAGUCGUAAGCCCCAUCACAUGACCUGCUUCCCAGCAAAUUGUAACCCACGAAAUCUGUAAACAGAAAACAAAACAUCAGAAGAAUUGCCAUCAUCGAAAAGAAAAUGUACAAAAAGAAGUCCAAGGAAGUGGAAAGAUUGUUUAAGCAUCGCCUUCAGCCUGUUUUUUUUUUUUUUUUUUUUUUUUGUAAGCCUUCACCAACGUUUUUCUCUAAUCCACUUAACAUAUAAGAGCCCACACAAAUAAAUUUUUUUAUGAGGGAA